AUUUGAACACACUAUUAAUAAUUAUCAUUUAUUUUUUUCUUUAAUAUAUAUUUCACACUAUUAAAAUAAAAUGUUUAGAAAUUUAAGAAUUGUUAAUUCAAGAAAUUUAAAUAAUUGUUUAAAAUUAAAUAAUAGAUUAUCAAAUAAAUCAUUUUCAACAUCAUCUUCAGGUAUUUUACCAAUUACUACAUUAACAGAAAAUGAAGAAAUGUUAAAAAAUCAAGUUUCAAGUUUUGCAAACGAAAGAAUUUUACCUUUAGUUAAAGAAAUGGAUGAAAAGUCAAUGCUUGAUAUGAAUAUAUUAAAGAAUUUAUUCGAAAUGGAUUUAAUGGGUAUCGAAAUCCCAGAACAAUAUGGUGGUGCAGGUAUGAAUUUUAUGUCAUCAAUUAUCGCAAUCGAAGAGUUGGCUAAAGUAGAUCCAUCUAUCAGUGUCAUCGUCGAUGUUCAAAAUACAUUAGUAAACAAUUGCAUCAAUCGUUAUGGUAAUGAAGAGCAAAAGAAAAAAUAUUUAAGUUUAUUAGCUAAAAACACAGUUGGUUCAUUCUGUUUAUCAGAAAGUGGAAGUGGUAGUGAUGCAUUCUCAUUAGCCACAAGAGCUACCAAACAACCUGACGGUACUUUUGUACUCAAUGGCACAAAACAAUGGAUUACAAAUGCUAAAGAAGCUGGUGUUUUCAUUGUUAUGGCAAAUGUUGACCCAUCACAAGGUUACAAAGGCAUCACUGCAUUCAUUGUAGAGUCAAGCAAUCCAGGUCUUAAAAUUGGUAAAAAAGAAGAUAAAUUAGGUAUUAGAGCUUCAUCAACUUGUGAAGUUAUCCUUGAUAAUUGUGUUGUUUCAAGUGAUAGUAUUUUAGGUCAAUUAGGUAAAGGUUAUAAAAUUGCUAUCGAAGGUUUAAAUGAGGGUCGUAUUGGUAUUGCUGCUCAAAUGUUAGGUUUAGCUGAAGGUGUUUUUGAAUCAACUAUCCCAUAUUUAAUGGAGCGUAAACAAUUUGGUAAACCAAUUGCUGAGUUCCAAGGUAUGCAAUUCACAUAUGCUGAUUUAGCCAUCGAUAUCGAAGCUGCUAAACUUUUAACUUAUAAUGCCGCUCGUAUGCAAGAAGCUGGUUUACCAUUCGUUCACCAAGCUUCAAUGGCAAAACUUUAUGCAUCACGUGUUGCUGAAAAGACUGCUUCUGCUUGUAUUUCAAUGUUGGGUGGUGUUGGUUUCACCAAAGAAUUCCCAGCUGAGAAGUUUUUCAGAGAUUCUAAAGUUGGCCAAAUUUAUGAAGGAACAACAAAUAUUCAACUUCAAGUUGUUGCUAAAUCAAUCUUAAAAAAUUUUAAAAAUUAAAUAAACAAAUAAAAUAAACUUAUAAAGU
Molecule: messenger RNA, 1358 nt
Organism: Dictyostelium purpureum
Lineage: Eukaryota; Evosea; Eumycetozoa; Dictyosteliales; Dictyosteliaceae
Exons: 2
Coding region: 71-1330 (419 amino acids)
Cellular component (GO): mitochondrion
Molecular function (GO): acyl-CoA dehydrogenase activity; flavin adenine dinucleotide binding
Source: RefSeq, a predicted model, not a curated record